ACUCGACCAUAUUGUUUUCUCUUUCCUUUUUAAUCACACUAACAUAUGGUGCCACUCGAACAUACGGUAGAUUAGACUAACACUACAAGUAUGAAGAAAAAGAGGUCGACAACGAUGGUGUUGAGCACCAAGCGUACGAACUGUGUUCGGCUAGGCGGCGCCUAGGCGCUAAUCGGUGGGCUGCCGCGUAGCCUAGGGCGUUGUGCGCUGUUUAGGCGGGCGCAUCGCCUAGGCGGCGCUCAGCCGCGCCUCCGUGGCGACUUUGCGGCGCGCAGGCGCCGUAGGCGGGCGGCGGGAGCGCGCGGCGUUUUUUUAGCGGAAGCGCGCAGGAUUUUUAGCAGGAGCGCGUGCCGGGCCGACCUGCUCCCGCGUGGGAAAAUCCAUGCGCUGCUCCCGCUCGGCCUCCCUCCUCCACACGCGAACUUGGCCUCCGGCUACUCCCCCGCCGGCUGCUCCCCUUCCUGCUCCCCCGCCGAGAAAUGAUAGCCUGCGGUGUACAAGUGAAAGGAUUAAGGAUGUCAUCAGAAACUGCAGCUGCACCUUCUGAAACUGAAGCAGCUAGAGCGAAUCUCCUAAAAAGAAAUUCAGAUGAUGUUGGAUGGGAAUAUGGUGUUCUGGUUGAUGCUAACAACAAAGACAAGGUGAAGUGUAAGUUCUGUGACAAGGAGAUGAGGGGAGGGAUUUAUAGGUUGAAGGAGCAUCUUGCCCAUGUUGGAAAGAAUGUGAAGAAAUGCACGUCUGCAACACCGCAAGCUCUAGAGGCUAAAGAGAAGUGCAAGAAAGCAAUAGAGGCUGCAAAAAAGGAAGAGGGAGGAGAAGACUGUUCGUGAGCUAGAACUUGGAGAGGAAGUGAAUGUAUCUAGGGUUGGAGAGGAGUUAGAAGAAGUCACUUGUGUUGGAAGCUCACAACCUCACAAAUUAGGGCCAAUUGACAAAUGGACACGUGCUAUUGAUCCUACUAAGGCUGAUUCUUUCAAACAACAGCAGCUGAACAAGGAACUGUGGAAAGAAAGAGAGCAUGAGGUGUACAAGUUUAUUGCAAGAUGGGCCUAUAAUCGUGGAAUACCUUUCAAUGCAUGUGACAAUGAUGAGUUCAAGCAAAUGUGUGAAGCAAUUGGACAAUUUGGACCAGGACUUACACCUCCAACUCAAGAUGCCUUUCGAGGUAGUUUGCUGGAAGAAGAAUAUGAAAGAACCAAGUGUUUGCUGCAGGAACGUGAAGCCGAGAAGAUGAAAAAUGGGUGCUCUAUUAUGACCGAUGCUUGGUCAGAUAGGAAGAGGAGAAGCAUAAUGAAUAUAUGCACUAAUUGUGCUGAUGGAACCUCCUUCAUUAGCUCAAAAGAGAUGUCAGAUGUGUCACACACAAGUGAAGUCAUUUUUGAAUUAGUGGACAAAGCAAUUGAAGACAUUGGUGAAGAAAAUGUGGUGCAAGUAGUCACUGACAAUGCCUCUAACAACAUGGGAGCAAAGAAGCUAUUGCUUGUGAAAAGACCACAAAUAUUUUGGACCUCUUGUGCAGCUCACACAAUCAACUUGAUGCUCCAAGGAAUUGGCAACUUGCCUCGGUUCAGGAAAGUGAUUGACCAAACAAAGUCAUUUACCAUAUUUGUGUAUGACCACACAAGAACAUUGGAGUGCUUGAGAUACUUCACAGAGGGGAAAGAGCUAGUGAGGCCAGGAGUGACUAGGUUUGCUUCAUACUUUCUCACUUUGAACAGCAUGCAAGAGAAGAAGGACCAAUUAAGGAAGAUGGUGGUUCAUAGCAGGUGGGACUCAUUAAAGGAUGUGAAAUCAAAGAAAGGAAAAAAGGCCACAGCUACUAUAUUGAGUCCAGCCUUUUGGAAGGAUGUGAAGCUAAUGUUGGCUGUUUUUGAGCCAUUGGUCAAAGUCCUCCGUUUGGUUGAUGGGGAUGUGAAGCCAUCCAUGGGUUUCUUUUAUGGAGAGCUACUAAAGGCAAAGAGAGAGGUCAAAGAGGCCUUUGGCAAUGUUGAGUCUCGAUUCAAAGAUGUUAUGGCUGUAAUUGAGAAGAAGAUGAAUGGAAGACUUGAUUCUUCAUUGCAUUUGACAGCUUUUUUUGCUGAAUCCACACUAUAGUUAUGCUAACCCAUCAAUCUUUGAUGAGCCCAAAAUGAAUGAAGCCUUCAUAUCUUGUGUUGAGCAAUUUUAUUAUCAUGAUGAGGACCAACAAGAACAGGCUGCCAACUUUGAAUUGAAAAAAAUUCAGAAUAGAGAAGGACCAUUUAGCAAGAAGCUUGCAAGAACUUUUCAAAACUAUGAUUACAAUCCAGGUAGAGCAUCAUGGUGGCGGUUAUAUGGAACUGAAACACCAGCUUUACAGAAGAUGGCUACAAGGAUAUUAUCUUUGACAUCAAGCUCUUCUGGUUGUGAAAGAAAUUGGAGUGGGUUUGAAGGGAUACACACUAAGAAGAGAAAUAGGCUGACUACAACCCGCCUCAACAAGUUGGUCUAUAUUCAGUUCAAUAACAGGCUGAUGAAUAAGAGAGAAAAGAUCAAGUCAAAGAAAAUCACUGAUGUUCUCUUGUCUAGUGAUACAACUGAAGCUCAAGGUUUUCUCCAAGAGGGUGGAGAUGAUUGUGCACAAGUUGUCUUUAGAGAUGGGGAGGAAGAUGAGAUGGAAGGUACAGGGAUACCUUGGUCUGUUAUUGGAGAGACAGUGGGAGCAGAAGAACAACUUGAGCCUCGUAGAAGUGCAAGAGUGAGAGAGCUCUAUGAAGGAGAAGAGUUUGAGUCUGAAGAAGAAGAGUAUGAAGAUGAAGAUUUGUGCUACAGUGAAGAUGAAAUAUGAUCUGGACCAUCUUCAUCUAGUAGUGAAGCCUUUUGUGAUGCCCUGGUCUUAUGAACUACAGCUAUGUCACUUUGUGUCUGUGUGUCUUCUUUUGUGUGAGACCUGAACUAAGAACUAUGUGCUUGUGCUGUCCUUUAUUUAUAAAUUGUGUUCUGCA
This is a messenger RNA of Zea mays, 2963 nucleotides long. RefSeq lists its product as uncharacterized. The record is from RefSeq and is a predicted model, not a curated record. Gene Ontology annotation, molecular function: protein dimerization activity. The coding region runs from base 2129 to 2806 and encodes 225 amino acids. NCBI's taxonomy places the organism in Eukaryota, Viridiplantae, Streptophyta, Magnoliopsida, Poales, Poaceae. The transcript has 5 exons.